AUGCCUAAACUGGUGUGUGUCUGCCCUAAAAGUCCUGCACUGACCUACACUGAUGUGUGUCUGCCCUACAAGACCUACUCUGGUAUGUUUCUACCCUACAAGACCUACACUAGUGUGUUUCUCCCCUACAAGAACUACACUGGUGGGUUUCUCCCCUACAAGAACUACACUGGUGUGUUUCUUCCCUACAAGACCUACACUGGUGUGUGUCUGCCCUACAAGACCUACUCUGGUGUGUUUCUUCCCUACAAGACCUACACUGGUGAGUGUCUGCCCUACAAGACCUACACUGGUGUGUGUCUACCCUACAAAGCUUACACUGGUGUGUGUCUGCCUUACAAGACCUACACUGGUGUUUGUUUGCCCUACAAGACUGACAAUGGUGUGUGUCUACCCUACAAGACUAACACUGUUGUGUGUCUGCCCUACAAGACCUACACUGUUGAGUGUCUGCCCUACAAGACAUACACUGGUGUGUUUCUUCCCUACAAAACCUACACUGGUGAGUGCCUGCCCUACAAGACCUACACAGGUGUGUUUCUUCCCUACAAAACCUACACUGGUGAGUGUCUGCCCUACAAGACCUACACUGGUGUGUGUCUGCCCUACAAGACCUACACUGGUGAGUGUCUGCCCUACAAGACCGACACUAGUGUGUUUCUUCCCUACAAAACCUACACUAGUGAGUGUCUGCCCUACAAGACCUACACGGGUGUGUUUCUCCCCUACAAGACCUACACUGGUGUGUGUCUACCCUACAAGUCCUACACUGGUGUGUGUCUGCCAACAAGACCUACACUGGUGUGUUUGCCCUCCAAGACUAACAAUAGUGUGUGUCUACCCUACAAGGCCUACACUAAGGCCUACACUGAUGUGUGUCUACCCUAUAUGGCUUACACUGGUGUGUGUGUCUGCCCUACAAGGCCUACACUGACCUACACUGGUGUGUGUCUACCAUACAAGACUAACAAUGGUGUAUGUCUGCCCAACAAGACCUACAAUGGUGUGUGUCUACCCUACAAGACUAACACUGUUGUGUGUCUGCCCUACAAGACCUUCACUGGAUUGUGUCUGCCCUACAAGACUAACAAUGGUGUGUGUCUACCCUACAAGACCUACACUGGUGUGUGUCUGCCCUACAAGACCUACAUUGGUGUGUGUCUGCCCUUCAAGACCUACACUGGUAUAUGUAUGCCCUACAAGACCUACACUGGUGUGUGUAUGCCCUACAAGACUAACAAUGGUGUGUGUCUAACUUACAAGGCCUACACUGGUGUGUUUGCCCUACAAGACUAA
This is a messenger RNA of Mya arenaria, 1296 nucleotides long. Its product is annotated as adhesive plaque matrix protein-like. The record is from RefSeq and is a predicted model, not a curated record. The coding region runs from base 1 to 1296 and encodes 431 amino acids. The transcript is spliced from 3 exons. Lineage: Eukaryota; Metazoa; Mollusca; Bivalvia; Myida; Myidae.